Ctenocephalides felis (cat flea) is the source of this 4480-nucleotide messenger RNA. RefSeq lists its product as uncharacterized. NCBI's taxonomy places the organism in Eukaryota, Metazoa, Arthropoda, Insecta, Siphonaptera, Pulicidae. The record is from RefSeq and is a predicted model, not a curated record. Gene Ontology annotation, biological process: regulation of DNA-templated transcription. Gene Ontology annotation, cellular component: super elongation complex.
AUUGCUUACAAUUAGUACGCAUAGUUACAACUUGACGGCGUUGUAUGGCAAGAUAUUGUCAUGGUGUACGAGAAAAUAUAUUUCUCAAUUCGAGUGUUCAAUAUUUUUACCUGUUGACGCAUUAAAUAUUGCAAUGUAAUAAGAAAAGUGUUUUAUUUGAUUUCUUUAUGUAAUUAUUUUUUUGCUGUUUAGUAUAUUUUUCAUUUUUCUAUUUUUCGUCGGGUUGAUGCAUACGUGAUGUGAGUGUAAUACUAGAAAUGGAGGGCUUAUCGACAUAAAAUAAACAAAUUACAUUUUACGUAUCAUGCAUUUAAGAUGGCAUAAAUUUUAGUUAAUACAAUGUCAGUGAGAGUGAAUUUUGAAAUAGGCCACGAGGCCUCAAUUCGAAGUAAACGCACCCUCGAAGGUUUCACACAUGACUGGGAAAUUUUUAUAAGAUGUUGUGAUGGAGAUGCACAACACUUUAUUGAACGAGUUGUAUUUCAGCUACACGAAACAUUUGCUAAACCAAAAAGAACGAUUAAGGAACCUCCAUAUACUUUGAAGGAGUCAGGUUAUGCAGGAUUUGAAAUACCUAUUGAUAUAUAUUUGAGAAAUAAAGAAGAGCCUAAAAUUCAGUUUAAAUAUGAUUUGAAUUUACAAAAUGAUGGGCCUGCCAUAACAAAAGUACAAAAAGAAAAAUAUGUUUUUCAUAACCCUUCUGAAGAAUUUAAAAAAAGACUCUUGAGAGGUGGUGGUAUUCUUGUAAAUAGUAGUAUAGAAACUGAUAAAAAUAAGGAGUGUGAUAAUAAGUUGCAACUUACUGGCAAGCCAAAAUCAGGAGCUGAUAUGCUGAAAAAGCACAAACCUAAAGAUCAUAGAUCUGAAGAACCAAAAUUGUCUAGCUUUGCACAUUUAUUCGGAACACCAAUAAGCACAGGAUCUAAGGCCUCGCCUGAUCCUAAGAAAACAUCUCCAAUUCCACCUAAAUCCAGUACAAAUCCUUCUUUGAAAAAAGAUGAUAGGGCUUUGAAAGAAAAACUGGAUAAAUCAAAAUCAAAACUGAGUCCGUCAAAAGAAAAAGAUAAUUUAAAGAGUAAAGAUACACAAGAUAAAGUUAGAGAAGAUAAGAAGAAAGCACAUAGCAAGGAUAGAGAUAGAAGCAAAGAGAAAGUAAAUAAAUCGGCUAUAAGCCCAAGACCGAAAAGUCCAAAGCAUAUAAGCCCAUCUCUGUCCAAUUCUUCUGUCAGUCGUUCUGAUUUGGAACAACAAAAAAUUAAGAUUGAUGAUUUGAAAAAGACCAAUGAUAUAAAAGAGCGCAAAAUAAAGAAAGAUAAAAAGGGCCAUGAUAGAGACAAAAAGGACCAUAAAAAGGACAGAGAGAGGGAAAAGGAAUCAUCCAAGGAAAUUAAAGUAGAUCAAAAAUCUGUAAUCAAAGACAAAGAUAAUGCCUUGCGAGAUACUAUGAUUAAAGAAAAGCCUAGGGAAAAAGAAAAAUUAGUUCCGUUGAAAAUGAAUGAUGUUCCAAAAUUAGAUCUUGAUCCUAAAUUGCAAGAAACUAAAGGUCAAGAUAAAAAAGAAUUGGAUAAAAGACAUAAACAUAAGAAAAAGGAUAAGACUAGAAAAGAUGAUUCUAAAAUAGAUAAAGAGAAAAGAAACAAAAAUGAAAGGAAUUUUGCAAGUAAAACCAGGGAAGAAAAUGAUUCUGUCAAUGCAGAUGAUGUGGUCAUGAAGAUAGACAAUGAAAAUGUUCAUGAAACAAAUACAAUAGAAAAUUUAAGUGAUCAAAUUAGCAGUGAUUCAGAAGAGUCUGUAAAAUCUGUUGAGGAACCAAUCAAACCUAAGCCUGAGCCGAUAAUUAGUAGUCCUCUAAACGAGUCACAUUUUAAUAGUAUGGAUAAACAGAAAGAGAAGGCUGUGAAAAAGCAUAAGGAAAAAACUAAAUGUUUUGAGAAAGAUGAUAAACGCAAGAAAAGGAAAAGCAAAGAGGAUUACAUUGAUAAGUCCAAAAUGUCCUUGCAGCCAUCAGCAAAGAUUCAAAAGAUGGAAGAAGAUGUUAAUUCUGAUAUGGAUACAGAAAGUUUAGAUGCUAAUGAGAAUAAUGAACAAAUCCACUUAGACAAUGAGUCAGUCUCUAUUGAAAUGAGUGAAUCGGCUGAUGUACCCUGCAGUCCAUUACCUGAAGAGAAGGCAUUCACUCCUGAUUACAUGUCUGAGUUGAAAGAAUUACAACAUAAAAUAAUGACAUUGCAAGACAACACUGAGAUUCAAGACAUUGUUCAAAUGGUAGUUGAGACUGGCCAAUUUGAAAUUACAAAGAAAACAUUUGACUUUGAUUUGUGUACGCUUGAUAGAAGUACAGUACAGCGAUUACAGGAAUUUUUUGCUAGUUCAUCGAUUAAGGAACCUCCAUAUACUUUGAAGGAGUCAGGUUAUGCAGGAUUUGAAAUACCUAUUGAUAUAUAUUUGAGAAAUAAAGAAGAGCCUAAAAAAAUUCAGUUUAAAUAUGAUUUGAAUUUACAAAAUGAUGGGCCUGCCAUAACAAAAGUACAAAAAGAAAAAUAUGUUUUUCAUAACCCUUCUGAAGAAUUUAAAAAAAGACUCUUGAGAGGUGGUGGUAUUCUUGUAAAUAGUAGUAUAGAAACUGAUAAAAAUAAGGAGUGUGAUAAUAAGUUGCAACUUACUGGCAAGCCAAAAUCAGGAGCUGAUAUGCUGAAAAAGCACAAACCUAAAGAUCAUAGAUCUGAAGAACCAAAAUUGUCUAGCUUUGCACAUUUAUUCGGAACACCAAUAAGCACAGGAUCUAAGGCCUCGCCUGAUCCUAAGAAAACAUCUCCAAUUCCACCUAAAUCCAGUACAAAUCCUUCUUUGAAAAAAGAUGAUAGGGCUUUGAAAGAAAAACUGGAUAAAUCAAAAUCAAAACUGAGUCCGUCAAAAGAAAAAGAUAAUUUAAAGAGUAAAGAUACACAAGAUAAAGUUAGAGAAGAUAAGAAGAAAGCACAUAGCAAGGAUAGAGAUAGAAGCAAAGAGAAAGUAAAUAAAUCGGCUAUAAGCCCAAGACCAAAAAGUCCAAAGCAUAUAAGCCCAUCUCUGUCCAAUUCUUCUGUCAGUCGUUCUGAUUUGGAACAACAAAAAAUUAAGAUUGAUGAUUUGAAAAAGACCAAUGAUAUAAAAGAGCGCAAAAUAAAGAAAGAUAAAAAGGGCCAUGAUAGAGACAAAAAGGACCAUAAAAAGGACAGAGAGAGGGAAAAGGAAUCAUCCAAGGAAAUUAAAGUAGAUCAAAAAUCUGUAAUCAAAGACAAAGAUAAUGCCUUGCGAGAUACUAUGAUUAAAGAAAAGCCUAGGGAAAAAGAAAAAUUAGUUCCGUUGAAAAUGAAUGAUGUUCCAAAAUUAGAUCUUGAUCCUAAAUUGCAAGAAACUAAAGGUCAAGAUAAAAAAGAAUUGGAUAAAAGACAUAAACAUAAGAAAAAGGAUAAGACUAGAAAAGAUGAUUCUAAAAUAGAUAAAGAGAAAAGAAACAAAAAUGAAAGGAAUUUUGCAAGUAAAACCAGGGAAGAAAAUGAUUCUGUCAAUGCAGAUGAUGUGGUCAUGAAGAUAGACAAUGAAAAUGUUCAUGAAACAAAUACAAUAGAAAAUUUAAGUGAUCAAAUUAGCAGUGAUUCAGAAGAGUCUGUAAAAUCUGUUGAGGAACCAAUCAAACCUAAGCCUGAGCCGAUAAUUAGUAGUCCUCUAAACGAGUCACAUUUUAAUAGUAUGGAUAAACAGAAAGAGAAGGCUGUGAAAAAGCAUAAGGAAAAAACUAAAUGUUUUGAGAAAGAUGAUAAACGCAAGAAAAGGAAAAGCAAAGAGGAUUACAUUGAUAAGUCCAAAAUGUCCUUGCAGCCAUCAGCAAAGAUUCAAAAGAUGGAAGAAGAUGUUAAUUCUGAUAUGGAUACAGAAAGUUUAGAUGCUAAUGAGAAUAAUGAACAAAUCCACUUAGACAAUGAGUCAGUCUCUAUUGAAAUGAGUGAAUCGGCUGAUGUACCCUGCAGUCCAUUACCUGAAGAGAAGGCAUUCACUCCUGAUUACAUGUCUGAGUUGAAAGAAUUACAACAUAAAAUAAUGACAUUGCAAGACAACACUGAGAUUCAAGACAUUGUUCAAAUGGUAGUUGAGACUGGCCAAUUUGAAAUUACAAAGAAAACAUUUGACUUUGAUUUGUGUACGCUUGAUAGAAGUACAGUACAGCGAUUACAGGAAUUUUUUGCUAGUUCAUGACAAAGAACAUGAGAGAUAUAAUACAGAGAAUAAAUUUAAAUUUAUGUACAGAACCAAUAAUUUAAUCACAGAAUAUUAUUACAGACGAAAUUUGUACAUAAAUAUAUAAUAGCAUAUUUUAUUAUGCUGAGCGUAUGCGGAAACCUGUGAUUUUUCAGUCCAUAGACUAUAAUGUGAUUAUUAUUUAAUAAUAACACUUUGUAGAGUACCAAUUUUUUGUAUAAGGUCAAUUUAUAAAUUAUUU